Molecule: messenger RNA, 1017 nt
Organism: Aspergillus viridinutans
Lineage: Eukaryota; Fungi; Ascomycota; Eurotiomycetes; Eurotiales; Aspergillaceae
Product: D-mandelate dehydrogenase-like dehydrogenase
Exons: 5
Coding region: 1-1017 (338 amino acids)
Cellular component (GO): cytosol
Molecular function (GO): hydroxypyruvate reductase [NAD(P)H] activity; glyoxylate reductase (NADPH) activity; NAD binding
Source: RefSeq, a predicted model, not a curated record
AUGGGUUCCACCGGUACCAAACCCAAGGUCCUCCUCCUUGGAUCCAUCGUCCACGCACACAAGACAUGGCAAUCGCUAUCCGAGAUCGCAGAACUGGUCACUCCCACCGCCACAAACCGCGCAGAGUUUCUACAGGAAUGCCGCUCCGGCAAGCUGGACGGCGUCGUCGCCGCAUACAGAACCUUCGACUCCGUCACCAUCACCGGCUUCAUCGAUGAGGAACUCGUCAACGCACUGCCCAGCUCAGUCACUUUCCUAGCGCACUGCGGCGCGGGAUACGACCAAGUCGACGUCCACGCCUGCAGCGCCCGCAAUCCCCCCCUGCGCGUCUCCAACGUCCCCACAGCUGUGGACGACGCCACAGCCGAUGUGAACAUGUUCCUGAUCAUCGGGGCCCUGCGCAACUUCAACGCGGGCAUGCAGGCCCUCCGCGAAGGGAAAUGGCGCGGCCAACCCCUCCCCGCACUCGGCCAUGACCCCGAGGGCAAGGUCCUCGGCAUUCUGGGCAUGGGGGGAAUCGGGCGCAACCUCAAGAAGAAGGCUGAGGCGUUCGGCAUGCGGGUCAUCUACCACAAUCGCCGACGGUUGAGCGAGGAGCUGGCCGCCGGAGCGGAGUAUGUGACGUUUGAUGAGCUGCUGGCGAAGAGCGACGUGAUCAGCCUGAACCUGCCCCUGAAUAAACACACCCGCCACAUCAUCAGCAAAGCCGAGUUCGAGAAGAUGAAGGAUGGCGUCGUCAUUGUCAACACGGCGCGAGGGGCAGUCAUGGACGAAGAGGCCCUCGUCCAGGCCCUCGAUAGCGGCAAGGUCUACUCUGCCGGCUUGGAUGUCUUCGAGGAGGAGCCCAAGGUGCACCCGGGCCUUAUCCGGAACCCCAAUGUUCUUCUUGUUCCGCACAUGGGCACAUGGACCGUCGAGACUCAAACGGCCAUGGAAGAGUGGGCUAUCGAAAAUGUGCGGCUUGCAAUUGAAACAGGGAAGCUGAAGAGUCCUGUUCCGGAGCAAGCCGACCUUUGA